AUGGGACUAAUAACUUCAAAAUUGUGGAAACUUUUAUUUACAAAUAAAGAGCAUAAAGUUAUUAUUGUUGGUUUGGAUAAUGCGGGAAAGACAACAAUUUUAUAUCAAUUUGUUACUGGAGAAACAGUUCAUACAGCACCAACAAUAGGAUCAAAUUUUGAAGAAGUUUCUUAUAAAAAUAUACAUUUUGUAAUGUGGGAUAUUGGUGGACAGGAAACUCUUCGAUCAACUUGGUCUACUUAUUAUGAUUCAGCAGAAUUUAUCAUUCUUGUUAUUGAUUCUUUAGAUGUCGAUAGGAUAGAUAUAGUAAAAACGCAACUUAACCUUAUGCUUCAACAUGAAUCUCUUUCUAAAGCUUCCAUACUAAUUUUUGCCAACAAACAAGAUUUGGCAGGUGCUUUAUCAUCAGCUCAAAUAAGUGAAAAAUUAAAACUUACGGACAUAAAAACACAUAAAUGGCAAAUUCAGGGUUGUUGUGCAUUGACUGGAGAUGGUAUUGAUAAGGGACUUGAAUGGAUAAGUGAAAAUGUUAACUAA
Molecule: messenger RNA, 537 nt
Organism: Strongyloides ratti
Lineage: Eukaryota; Metazoa; Nematoda; Chromadorea; Rhabditida; Strongyloididae
Product: Small GTPase superfamily, Rab type and Small GTP-binding protein domain and Small GTPase superfamily, SAR1-type and Small GTPase superfamily, ARF/SAR type and Small GTPase superfamily, ARF type and P-loop containing nucleoside triphosphate hydrolase domain-containing protein
Exons: 3
Coding region: 1-537 (178 amino acids)
Biological process (GO): intracellular protein transport; vesicle-mediated transport; protein localization to Golgi membrane
Cellular component (GO): cytoplasm; trans-Golgi network
Molecular function (GO): GTPase activity; GTP binding
Source: RefSeq, a predicted model, not a curated record